This is a messenger RNA of Poeciliopsis prolifica (blackstripe livebearer), 1674 nucleotides long. RefSeq names its product ras-related protein Rab-18-like. Lineage: Eukaryota; Metazoa; Chordata; Actinopteri; Cyprinodontiformes; Poeciliidae. Gene Ontology annotation, molecular function: GTP binding; GTPase activity. The coding region runs from base 124 to 741 and encodes 205 amino acids. The record is from RefSeq and is a predicted model, not a curated record. The transcript is spliced from 7 exons.
GUGACGUCACGCGCGUCGCAGCAGAUUAGGCGGAAGUCGCGCGGCCAGCUGUCAUCGUCGCCGAGAGCCGCCAGCAUCUCGUCGCUCCAAGCGUCUGACCCUGGACGCCCGCUGACGGCCAACAUGGACGAGGACGUGCUGACCACCCUGAAGCUGCUGAUAAUCGGAGAGAGCGGGGUGGGGAAGUCCAGCCUCCUGCUCAGGUUCACAGAAGACACUUUUGACCCAGAGCAGUCGGCCACAAUAGGUGUGGACUUCAAAGUCAAGACCCUUGCGAUUGAAGGGAACAAAGCGAAGCUCGCCAUUUGGGACACGGCUGGACAGGAGAGGUUUCGCACGCUGACGCCCAGCUACUACCGCGGCGCGCAGGGAGUCAUACUCGUGUACGACGUCACACGGCGCGACUCUUUCACGAAGCUCGAAAACUGGUUGAACGAACUGGAAACGUACUCGACACGCAACGACAUCGUCAAAAUGCUGGUCGGCAACAAAAUCGACAAGGAUGACCGUGAAGUGGACAGAAAUGAAGGACUGAAAUUUGCCAGGAAACACUCGAUGCUUUUUAUUGAGGCCAGUGCUAAGACCAAAGAUGGCGUCCAGUGCGCCUUCGAGGAGCUAGUGGAGAAGAUCCUCCAGACUCCGGGGCUCUGGGAGAGCGACGGCCAGGAUCAGAAGGUCCAGCUGGGGCGGCAGGAGCAGGGCGGGGGACGGGCGUGCGGCGGAUACUGCUCCAUACCCUGAAACCCACAGAAACGGCGACCUGACGGAGAAACACUAAGGACCAGAGAAACGGAACUACAGAGGCGGAAGAAGAAAAGGAAGUCAACUGUUGAGAGCUCUGCCAUCUGAGGGAACCCUGCAGUUUUGCACAAUUACUGUUCAAACGUCAUCACUCAUUCGACUCUUAUCAUGUUUCGUUAGCGAGCGCGUCAGUCGGCUUUCGGCCAGCGGUGUCUUCAGAUAAAACGAGACGUGCCCAGGGCGUCGCAGCAGCGCGCGUCUGGGGCGGCUCUCCAUCAUUAGCAGCAGCUGUUCAGUUCGGCAUUACUUUACCAGAAUUGUGCCUGUAACAUAAUCAGAUUUUAGGUGGCGCUUCAGGUUUCAUCCUGAAUAUCUAAUCCUAAACAGUUUAAAAAAUGAAAUCUCCCAGGUUAUGUCCGACUCCCUUCAGAUUCCCGACUUUAUCACACCUCAGCACUGAAUUCUCUGAACCGUGGAGCCCAGUUACUGCCUUUUUUUUUUUUUUGCCCGUCUUUAAACUCUUGUGUCCACAUCGUUACUUCUUGCUGCAAAGUAUUCCCCACUUAUUGUUUGAAUGCUGUUUUCUCGGCAUUAUCAGCCUCUGUAGUCCAACUUAAUCUCUGGUGAGUUUUAGUUUUGCGGUGAUUUCUUUGCAGUUAUCAUUUGUCAACCAUAGACUCAGAACAUUCCCAAGAACUCUUCCGUCUCCUUCAUGUAUUUGAAUUCCAGCUUUAAUUAUUAAUACUUUACUAGUCCUAGUUGCUGUUACCUGGGAGAAGAAAUGAAUUUAAUCUUUUUUUUGUUUGUUUCUUGGUUGUGUUUUUCAGUCUUGUUGUCACACGUCGAUCUGAGACCUGCCUUAACACCAAGAGCUGCAGUCGAGUAGCAUUUGAUUUGUUUUGAACGUAAAUAAAUAGAAACCUGCAGAUUUGA